AUGUGGUUAAUUCUGAAGCAUGAAGAUGAAGAAUCGAAUGAAUUCGAUUUGUGCAGGGCGCCGCGGCUUGUCCGGGAAAUGUAUCAUCAUAAUCCGCAGCUAACUGAGCUUGUGCAACCAAAAGAGGAAGCAGCGCCGUCUGAGGAAGCGAAUGAAGCUGCUGCGGCAACAUGCUCUGUGCCAGCAGUUGAUACUGUGAAACAGGAAACAGAGACAACAAGUGCUUGCGAAGCGCGUACAUCAUCGUUGCCGGGCACACCGAAGUCAACCUCGAUGAAAGAGGACGAGCAGGUGCAGCUACGUCGACAGAUUGUUUCGGUUGGCAAACAACCAAAAGCUCAGCCAGCGCGUCGAAAGAAGGAUAUGGUUUGUUGUUCACAUCUCUGA
Molecule: messenger RNA, 387 nt
Organism: Gongylonema pulchrum
Lineage: Eukaryota; Metazoa; Nematoda; Chromadorea; Rhabditida; Gongylonematidae
Source: the annotation of a GenBank genome assembly